Molecule: messenger RNA, 6000 nt
Organism: Brienomyrus brachyistius
Lineage: Eukaryota; Metazoa; Chordata; Actinopteri; Osteoglossiformes; Mormyridae
Gene: man2a2
Product: mannosidase, alpha, class 2A, member 2
Exons: 25
Coding region: 1198-4734 (1178 amino acids)
Biological process (GO): protein deglycosylation; N-glycan processing; mannose metabolic process
Cellular component (GO): Golgi membrane
Molecular function (GO): carbohydrate binding; alpha-mannosidase activity
Source: RefSeq, a predicted model, not a curated record
UGUGAAAGACAGUAUAGCCGCGAAACCGAGUGAAAAUAUAUAUAAAAAUAAAAGGCAAAAGCCGACUGGAAUUAGCUAGCUAGCGAGCUAGUCAGCCAGCCGGCGCGGAGCUCGACGCUGAACUCCAGUUUUAUUUUUAUUAACCAGCUUUGAGAGAUUCUUGGUGAGAAAUGUAGAGAUAAUGUCAUGUCUGCCGGCGUUAAUAAGGUGCCUGAAAAUUGCAGCGAGAUCCGGGGGCUCCGUGAAUGCAGCGUGUGGCCUUGAGCUGCUCGGGCACGAUCCCGCAGGAUCGGGUGUCUGUCACAUUAUCGACCGGUCCACCUCUUCCUGGGACCUUCCGAAUCAAGCUUCGCUCUUGCACAGGAAAAAAUCUUAAAGGUGAUCCUACGAGGGACAGAUUCAGGACCAAAAAUAAAUAUCCAAUUGAGCGUCAGCUCAUUACACUGAAAUUUGGUGUACUCUUGGAUUGAGACCAAGCCGGAGGAAAAGAGUUCUACUUAUAGCCAGAGAGAUUUGGGUUUGGGGCAGUGGGUGAGUUUUUAUGCCGACAGACUCAGCAGGACACCGUGACAUCCAGAGUAUCUAACGAUCCGGAUUCUCCAGCGACUGAGAAGGAGUUCGACAAAGAGCUGCCGUAUCACAUUCAUCCGCUACACUAGCCUGCUGCGUCUGCUGCUAAUGGCAGGUGUCUCAGCAGCAAGCCGGGUGAAAAGGGAACUCUGCGUGCACUGGAUUGUACCCAACCCUGCAGGUUGGACUGGCUCAGCCGAGUCGGGAGAGGGAACCCCACUCUCCACAGUUACAAAAGGCUCCCCAACUGGACUGUUUUGUUCAGAGAGCCUUUCCUGGCUCACAGGUCUGGAUGAUCUCGCAUGAGUCCCGUGUCCUGGAAGACAAGUGGUGACAUCAGCUUGGCCGCAGCUGAAGGACGGCUUGUCUUUCCUUCUGAACAUCUUGCCUUGUAAUUUUUAUUUUUAAUUCCCUCGCAAAAGUACCCAGUUUGGAGGACAGAUGCUCAUUACGGAAGGUUACUUUGAUUAAGAACACUCGCGGGCUUAAGGAUCUACCAUCACACCUGAGCCAAGACUUUGUUUGGUGCUGGAGGGAGGGGUUUAAAAAAAAAAUAGAUUCCUGCUGUUUACCCCUCCUUGGUGAAUCAGACAGGAAGUGCACAUCUGACUGGGGCGGCAGGACAGAAUGAAGCUGAAGAAGCAGGUGACCAUUUGUGGCGGGGCCAUUUUCUGCGUGGCUGUUUUCUCCUUGUAUCUGAUGCUGGAUCGCGUCCAGCAUGACCCAGCAAGGCGCCAGAACGCUGGCAACUUCCCCAAGAGCCAGAUCUCCGUGUUGCAGAACCGCAUCGAGCAGCUCGAGCAGCUCCUGGAGGAGAACCACCAGAUCAUCAGCCACAUCAAGGACUCGGUGCUGGAGCUGACGGACACGGGGGCGGGGGCUGUGGCGCCCAGCGGCCAGCUGCCCUUCCGCAGUGCCAAUGGUUCCUGGGUUCUUCCGUUUGACGGACGGCCUGCCUUCCUCUCAGUCAUGCCGCAGGACUGUCAGUUUGCCCAGAGCAAGCGUAAAGACCCUGAAUUGCAGAUGCUAGAUGUGUACUCACUGCUGAAGUUCGACAACAUGGACGGCGGGGUGUGGAAACAGGGCUUCGAGAUCACCUACGAGCCCAACGAGUGGGACUCUGAAGACCUGCAGGUGUUUGUGGUGCCGCACUCUCACAAUGAUCCAGGCUGGGUUAAAACGUUCGACAAGUACUACACUGACCAGACUCAGCACAUCUUGAACAACUUGCUGACCAAGCUGACUGAGGAUCCCCGGCGCAAGUUCAUCUGGUCUGAGAUCUCCUUCUUCGUCAAGUGGUGGGAGAGCGUGGACGCGCAGAAGCAAGAGGCCAUGCGCAGGCUCAUCCUCGGAGGCCAGCUGGAGAUGGUGACUGGAGGCUGGGUAAUGACUGAUGAGGCCACUGCUCACUACUUUGCCAUGAUCGACCAGCUCAUCGAGGGCCAUCAGUGGCUGGAGAGACACAUAGGAAUGAACCCACGCUCCGGCUGGGCCGUUGACCCUUUCGGCCACGGUGCCACCAUGCCCUAUCUGCUGAAGAGGGCUAACCUGACCAGCAUGCUCAUCCAGAGGGUCCACUACUCCAUCAAGAAACACUUGGCCGCUAGCCGCAAUCUGGAAUUUAUGUGGAGACAAGCGUGGGACCUUAGUUCCAGCACCGACAUCUUCUGCCACAUGAUGCCUUUCUACAGCUACGAUGUCCCUCACACCUGUGGCCCCGAUCCCAAGAUUUGCUGCCAGUUUGACUUCAAGAGGCUGCCGGGCGGCAGGGUGAACUGCCCUUGGAAGGUGCCCCCUCGGGCCGUGGUCGAGGCCAACGUGGCAGAGAGGGCAAGCCUUCUCCUGGAUCAGUACCGGAAGAAAUCCAAGCUCUUCCGCAGCAAGGUGGUCCUGGUUCCCCUGGGAGACGACUUCCGCUAUGACAAAGCUCUGGAGUGGGAUCAGCAGUUCCUCAACUACCAGAGACUCUUUGACUACAUGAACUCCCAUCCAGAGAUGCACGUGCAUGCUCAGUUUGGGACGCUGACUGACUACUUCAACGCUGUCUACAAAGCGAAUGGAGUGACGCCUGGGACGAGACCCCCCAACUACCCAGUGCUGAGUGGAGACUUCUUUGCUUACGCCGACCGGGAGGAUCACUACUGGAGUGGAUACUACACCUCACGGCCCUUCUACAAGAACUUCGACCGUAUCCUGGAGUCCCACCUCAGGGUAGCCGAGAUCCUUUACAGCCUGGCCGUGGCUCACGCCCGCCACCUGGGCAUGGAGGGCAGGUACCCCGUCUCGGACUACGCCCACCUGACCGACGCCCGCCGAAACGUCGGCCUUUUCCAGCACCACGAUGCCAUCACGGGCACGGCCAAGGAGAACGUCGUCAUUGACUACGGGGCCAGGCUUUUGCGGUCCCUCAUCGGUUUGAAGAAGGUGAUCAUAAACGCAGCUCACUUCCUCACACUGAAGAAUAAAGACCUGUACCGUUUCUACCAGACGGAGCCUUUCUUGGAGACGGACGAGAGGCGAGCGACACAGGACUCUCUCCCGCAGCGCACGCUCAUUGAGAUGGACCCAUCACCAAGGUACCUGGUGGUGGUCAAUCCGGUGGAACAGGAGCGGCUCUGUCUGGUCACCAUCCUUGUGAACUCGCCGAGGGUGCGGGUCCUCACGGAGGACGGGCAGAGCCUCGCAGCCCAACUCAGUGCUCAGUGGAGCUCCCCCACAGAGAUGAGCUCCGACGGGUACCAGCUCUCCUUCACGGCUCGACUCCCUGCCCUUGGCCUCUCCGUGUUCCACCUGUACGACUCUGCCGACUCACCCCUGACCCUGCGCUCCGACUCCCUCCUGCGGCUGAGUGGGCGGACGCAGGCCGGCCGGGCCGUGGAGCCCCUGCAGCUGCGCACGCAGGCUGCGGACGACCGCAGGUUCUACAUCCACAGCCGAAGCCUCACGCUGGGCUUCUCCGGAGCCACGGGCCUCCUGGAGACAAUCCGGCGCACGGGCGACCCUCAGGAGGUGAAGGUCCGCAUGGAGUUCUUCAUCUAUGGCACCCGGCCCUCCAAGGACAAGAGCGGGGCUUAUCUCUUCCUGCCGGACGGAAAACCUAAACACUACACCCAGCGGCAGACCCCAGUCGUCCGUGUCGUGGAGGGCCCCCUCUUCUCUGAAGUGGUUUCUCACCACCAGCACUUCCAGAUAACCGUCCGUAUUCACAACAUCCCAGGGGUAGACGGCCUCUCUCUGGACAUUACCACUGUGGUGGACAUCAGAGAUCAGGCGAACAAGGAGCUGGCUAUGCGCCUGGUCACUGACAUCCAGAGUGAGGACACCUUCUUCACGGAUCUCAAUGGCUACCAGAUUCAGCCACGUCGUUUCUAUAAGAAGCUCCCCCUGCAGGCCAAUUUCUACCCUAUGCCCACCAUGGCUUACAUCCAGGACAGCCAGUACCGCCUCACCCUGCACACGGCCCAGGCACUGGGGGUGACCAGCCUGGACAGCGGCCAGCUGGAGGUGAUCCUAGAUCGACGCCUCAUGCAGGACGACAACCGUGGGCUGGGCCAGGGACUGAAGGACAACAAGAGGACGGCCAACCGGUUCCGGAUCCUGCUGGAGAGGCGAGCCGGCGCUAACAAGCAUGCGGGCUUUUUUGCCACCCUGUCAUCCCUCUUUCAUUUUCUCAUCUCCCACAUCUUUGGAGGCGGAGCUGAUGAGGCCCAGGAUAGCGGCACAGUCAGCUUUCCCUCACUGCUGAGUUACAUGACUUCAGACGUCCUGAACCACGAGGUCCUGGCACUGCCGGUGCUGCCCAAAAAGCGAGGCAUUCCCCCCCUGCGCACCUUCUCGCCACUGGGGGGCACCCUGCCAUGUGAUGUCCACUUGCUGAAUCUGCGCAGCAUCCAGGGCCAGCAGGACAACAGCCCGUCCCCCCACACAGCCCUCAUUGUGCACCGCCGCGGUCUGGACUGCUCCACCGAGGCCCAGAACCUGGGCUUCAACUGUAGCACCACGCAGGGCAGGCUGGCUGUUUCCAGCUUAUUCCAGGGCCUGGACCUCCAGCUGCUCCAGCCGAUGUCCCUAUCCUUCAUGUACUCCGGCAUGCCGCUCGCCAACACCUCCAUCCUCAGGCUCGACCCCAUGGAGAUCUCCACCUUCCGGCUGAAGCUGCGUUAACCCGCAGGCCCAUCCGCAGACGGACCAGUGCCAAAAUGCACCCGCCCGCCCGCCCAACCUCUCACGCCGACCAGCCCGAUGACGACUCACCUUUCUGUCAAUGUGUAUAUAAACUGUUACGGAUAGGGACCGUCCCCUGGGUGAAAACUACUGCGAUCCUGAGUAAGGGCAGCACCCGAUGGAAAGUCUGGUCUGGAGGAUCCAGACAGGCCACGUGAUGAGACCGGCAAUUCUCCAGAGCACAGCUGACAGACCAGGAGCUGCUGGGUCUGUGAUAGACAUACUCUUCUGCUGCUCUUGGGGGUGUUUUAUAUUUAAGUAUCAGUCCUUCACCUUGGUGAGUGCAAUGGGGAAGCUGUCAUGAUGUGAAGGACACGGACUGAGGCGCGAGUGUGAACGGACGCUGUAAUAUUGCUCUGCUCUUCUGCUUUAGGAAACCUGGUCUAAAUAUGAAGUAAAUCCUGACUUAUGCGACCGUGUAGAAGUGCAUCCGAAAGCUGCUGUGGCACAUUUUCUCCCCCCCCCCCCCCCACCGUGGGGUCGUGCUUAAGGUCCCGUUCGAUUCUCGCUAUACUAGGUGUGGUUUUUCGCUGCAUUGAGACCAGUGCGGCACAGGGGGGGAUUGGUAGCUAGCCCCCCCGCCGCCGUCACAGACGCAGUGCGGCUCUGCCCAUUGGAGCCUCGCCUGACGGGUCGGUUGCAGGCGUGGCCCGAGGCCGUGAGGAGCACUGGGCCUGCAGCAUGCGGGUCUGCAGUCAGAUGUCAGCCUGAACCUCGCCGCUGCGGUACUGGGCCUUGUGUAUUAUUAUACCGUAUGCAGUAAAACAUGAUACCUCAUUGAAAGGUAGGACGCCGGGCAUGUUUAUGGCGAGCCUGGGUGGAGGCGGGACAGACUGUGCGUGGGAGGGUGGAGGUGAGCCCCCACUGGCUUGGCCCGUCAGCAGGCCCACUCUGUAGGUGUCGGCUAUGCCCUGCCAAAGGAGCUGACAGGAAGUCCCCGCACCCGUGCUUAUCCAACAGUCACAGUGUAUGCCCUGUCUGUCACCCUACUCUGACCCCCCCAACCAACCUUAUGGCUCACUUUGUUAAAAAAAAAAAAAGUCUUUCGUAUCCUGACCCUUCCCUUGUUGCUCCAGGUUUUGUUUAAGUAGAAAGAUCCACCCACAUGUUCUUAUUUAUUGCUGGUGGUGUUUAUUAAAAAAAGGCAUAUAUGUAAGACAAAGCCAGCUUGCAGGAGCUGAAUUUGAAUAAAGUCACUAUAAGGCA